This is a messenger RNA of Sphaeroforma arctica JP610, 505 nucleotides long. RefSeq lists its product as hypothetical. The annotation marks the transcript as partial. The record is from RefSeq and is a predicted model, not a curated record. Lineage: Eukaryota; Ichthyosporea; Ichthyophonida. The transcript has a single exon.
AUGGUACCCUUGCUUUUGGCAGAUCCGGUAGUGAUCUACCCAGAGGCAGGUGUUUUCUUAAAGCAUGGCCGUGAGGUCAUGCCUUCGCCUGACUUUGUGACAUUGGUGUGUCACGUGAGUCCGUACAGACCGCAGAAGUUGCGUAAGGACUUUUGGGAGAAGCUGGAUGCGGAGCGUCCUGUCUUCGAAAGGUUAGCUGCGGCGGCAGCAAAACGUGAGGAUGAGGUUGCCACCUGCAUGGUGCAGGAGGGUAGAUUGGUUAAAGACACAGUGAAUGCUGUGACCUAUCCGAGUGGUAAGAGGGUUAGGUGUGGGCUCCCAGCAGAAAAGGCUGGGGUAGAGGCUACACCUAUCUCUGGCGGCGGCAGUAAACGUGAGGAUGGGGUUGUGUCCUGUAUAGUGCAGGAAGUCACAGUGGGGGCUGUGACUCAUCCGAGUGGCAAGAGAGUUAGGAGUGCCCCCCCCUGCAGAGGAAGCAGGGGUAGAGACCACACCCAUCUGUGCG